CAAGCUAAUGUGUUUGUUUACAUCACUUUACUGCAGGUGAAUGAAGUCGAGCAGGGUGCAUGCUGCAUGAAAAAUGUCAACAGUCCGUUGAGAAGUCAUUUUAAAUAAUAAUUUUUUGCAACACGAAAUCUUUAGUAUGUUCUUAUAGCACCGCCUAGGAUAUCAAUGUUGCCCAGAUGCCAGUGCAAGGAGGACGUCCGACGGUAAGAACUAGAUUCAGUGGAAUCAGGAAUGUAUUCAGUGGCCUAAGCGGAGUAUCAAAUCAAUCGAACAAUUCUGGUUCAGCAAAUGUAUCUUCUACAUCUGAAGAGAGCGAUGAAUUUUCAGAGAGACUGUCUCCUGAAGAGCUUGUCCUUACAAAGGUAGGAAGAUAUGGAUUUCCCUAUCAAGCAACCUGUCUGGCUGUUGAUCCUUUGCAAAAGAUUUUGGCCAUUGGAACAGCUCAUGGUGCCAUUCGACUAUGUGGGAAGCCAGGAGUUGAAUGCCAUGUUAGACACACAAGCAACGCUGCAGUUGUUCAGUUGCAGUUUUUAAUAAACGAGGGUGGUCUUAUCAGUGCAUGUGAUGAUGCAAGCAUCCAUCUUUGGAAUUUAAGGCAGGCCCAGCCAGCCUUGAUACAGUCCCUCAGGUUUAACCGAGAAAAAAUUACCUGCCUUCGAAUACCAUAUACGAGUAAGUGGUUGUACGUCGGAACCGAACGCGGGAAUGUUUACAUGGUUUCGGUCGAAUCCUUUACCAUAUCCGGAUACGUGAUAAACUGGAACAAAGUGAUUCCUGUGUCGUGCAAGAGUCACCCAGGUCCGGUUAUUGAAAUCGAUAGCAAUCCAGUGGAUAACAGCAAGUUGUUGCUGACAUUUGAAGGUGGCGAAUGUGCUUUAUGGGACCUGCGAAGCAAAAGUGUCCAAGAACGAUUCACGCUGCCACAGCCGACCCAACAAAUAACAGGCACUUACUGGCAUCUGGAAGGCAAACAAUUCAUAGCUGGUCACUGGGAUGGUACUACGACGGUAUGGAACUUUAGAAACUCAAAGAAGCCCGAAGAAACAUCUUCCCCACAUGGUGGCAAGCUUGGACAGUCAUCACCAUGCUGUCCCGUAACAAAGAUCAUGUGGUUAGGAGUCAAAGAAGGGGAUCCUUGUGUUGUUGUCUUUUCUGGUGGGCUGGCACUGGGAAAUAGCAGAAAAGGAUUAACGCUCAUGCGAGGCAGAUCGAAAAUGCUGUUGCUGUCUGAUUUCGUCGUUGAUUUUGUCUGUAUGGUAGACACUCCAUGGGAGCAAGAUUAUCAGAAUCCAAGCGUCAUUAUAGCACUACUAAAGAAUGAGAUUGUCAUAUUUGACCUUUCAACGCUGCCUGCACCUAGCCUUCCGUGGUUUGAAAUCCCGUACACGUUCGGUAUUCACGAUUCCCCGGUGACGUGCAUCCAGUAUUACCCAGAAUGCCCUGCUGAUCUAAUUCCAGCUCUUCAUCGAUUUUCGUCUUCCAAGAAGUCCGCACCUGCUGGGUUCAGCAAACAGAAAUGGCCUAUAACCGGAGGAGAGCUUGAAGAGGUAUCAUAUGAGCCGGCGCUUUUGGUGACGGGUCAUGCAGACGGCAGCUGUAAAUUUUGGGAUGUUUCUUCAAAUACAUUAUAUUCUGUAUACCAGUUGAAUGUCAGUGCUUUGUUCGACAACGCCGUAGCUGACAGAUCCAGUAUUGCAAGCAGGGGCUCAAAUGAGCAGCAUUACGAAGAACCCUUUGCAAUACAACACAUUACUCUGUGUACAAGAAGCCGCGUAUUAGCAGUUACCACCCUUUCUAAUGCAGUUAUAGUGUACAGAUUCAGGUCAAAGGAAACCGCGGGGGAAAUCGCUAAAGUAGAUGUAAAUUUUGGCAUCGAGAUGGCCCAUGAAUGCGACGAGGUGCAAACUGAAAGUGCUCCGCCAACGCCAGGUGCAGAGGUCUUAGACUCGUGCACAGAUUCAAUACACUUUCGGAUUACGACACUGCCUCCAUCUGUAAAGUCGAUGGUCCGCAAAUGGUCGCCUGGUUUCCAACCUGAAAUCGUUUGCCAGCAACUUGCUAAUGAUCCGGUGCCUUCUGUCACUUGUAUUGCUAUCAGUUCUGCAUAUGGCUUGAUAUCAUUUGGAAAUGCACUAGGUGUAGCUCUGGUGGAUUAUGUGCAGAAAAAGCUAGUUACAGUGAUGAUGACUUACGAGCUUGGAGAACUUGGUGACGUUACACAAUCACCAUUGGAAUCAGCAAAGUUGGGGAAAUUAAUGUCUCCUGAUGCAGAAGGAAGUGAAAAAUUUGACCCUCCGGACUCAGCUAAAGAGAAAAAGAAGGACAGGUCGUCUCGGUUCUUUGGUAAUCCAAACGAUGCGAAAGAGAACAAAGAUGUAAAGGAACAUCAAAAAGUGGGAAGAAAGGUCUCGAGCAAGUCAAAUGGAAAAGAGAGGGAGAAGGAGAGAGAGAGGGAAAAGGAAAGAGAGAAGGAGAAGGAGAAGGAGAGGGAGAGGGAGAGGGAGAGGGAGAAGGAGAGGGAUAAAGAAAGGGAGAAGUCAAAGGAAAGGGACAAAGAAGAUGGGCUAUUUCAUAAAGAAAUACCAAUGGCAGGCACCGUCACCAGUCUCAUGUUCACAUACACAUAUACAAGAAAAGGAGCUAACAUUAUUGUCCCGUGUUUAUGGAUUGGCUCCAGUACUGGAAGUGUUUCUGUUGUUGCCUUGAGCUUGCCGUCGAACGGAGAGCAACGAUUAACGCAGCCUGUUUUUGCUACAAACACUGGUUUGCAAGUAAAUAUGAAAUCUUCCAUUCUGUCAAUUACCUUUUUGGACAAAAAUGGCUGCUUAUAUCCGACACCCUUCGAGUUUUGGAAAGACAGUGAUGAUUCAAAAACAAACUUAUCGACGCUGCCGACAUUCACAAUUGAAUCUUCCGAGAAGCAUCAUCUCAUUUUAAUCAGCGAAAAAAGAAUAAAGGUGAAAGGACUUCCAUCGUUCAAAACGAUAGCCAAGGUGAAAGAAGCGGAUUCAUCUUUUUUCUUCCUGAGAGCUGCUGUCAUAGAAAUUGAAGGAGCCACUUGCAUUGGUUGUCUUACGUCGAUUGGCAGUUUGCGCAUUUACAGUAUUCUAAGCCUUCGACUGCUCAUGGAUACUGACUGCGGUUUUAAUUGCUCGGAUUACAGAAUUUUUAGAACAUUCAGAUUUGGAAAAGGAGGUGAAGCAAUGUACCUUACUUCGCCAACUGAAAUUCAGAGAGUUGUCUUGACAAAACAAAAACAAAAGGAGUAUAUUGAAGGACUUGGGACUCUUUUCACUGCAGUAUCAACUCCUGAACCUCCCCAAAAAGGGUUUUUCCAAACAAUAUUUUCUAGCACACCUUCUCCCAUUGAUAGAGAGGAACUAUUUGGAGUUAACAAGGCAGGCUCUGCAUCAAAAGGUCUUGCUGAUAAAGUGCCAGGAUCAGGAAUUGAAGGAUUAAAAAAUAAUUCUGAAAGUGUUAUAGGAGCAUUGGCUGGUGCCAGAAUGGCUCUGGAUGAAAGGGGACAAAAACUUGGAGUGCUUGAGGACCGCUCAGCCAUGAUGAAUGAGCGAUCCAAGCAGUUUUCAAGUGCUGCUCAGGAACUUGCUGAUAAAUAUCAGAGAAAAAAAUGGUGGCAAAUGUAAUUAUAAAUGUUGGAGCAGUUUGGAAUUGUAUUUUGCAUCAAGCAGGGAUAUUUCUAGUCAGACUUUCUUAAUGCUUCAAGCCAUUUAAAAUAUACAUAAAUAUUACUUUUUAAAUUUCAUUUAAAACAUUACUGACAUAUUUUUUUAUUGUCAUUAUAAACAUUUGAAAUAUUAUUGAAUUGUCAAUUUAAAUGUGAAAGUAGUAAAGUUAAAAGUUAACAUUGCAAUGGAAUGAUUUUUUUAAGACAAUAUUCACUCACAAUAACACACAAAAAUUUCUUGAAGAGCAACAAGUAUGUUAGAUAUUCCUGAGUAGAUAGCAAGAUUCUACUCCAAUGAAUAUAGUAUGUGUUUGAUGAAUUUGAGAUAAUUGAUUGGGGUGGUUUUAGCAAAUUGUUGUUAAUUCUGUUGUAAAAAAUACCAUUAUACUUUGUUCAGACUGCCAUGAUUUUCAACCAGAAACAGGCAGCAAAUUUAAACCAUACUUAUCAAAAUUCUCCUAUCUUACAUUUAACAGAAACAGUGAUGAUAAAUCAUUAUGAAAGUUAUAAUUUUAACCAGUCUUUAAAACAAAUGACUGAAUGUGUUUGGUUCUGUUUAGAAGAGUGGAGUGAUAUAAUUCAGGGGUAAGGCUAUACUUUUUUGAAUUUUGAUGUAACAUUCUUCAUGUUAUCAUUAACUAUCAAUAAUUUAAAUGUAUCUAACUGAGUACAGAGAGAGUGAGAGCAGGGUUAAAAAAAUGUGUCGAUUCUGUAAGAGUAAUGGUAAUUUGUUUUCGGUUGUUAAAGCUGAAAAUAGCAAUACAUUGAGAUCUUCAGAUAUUUUAAAACAGAAUUGUCUUUGUUGGGCACCACUAAAAUUUCCUUUGGAAGUACAAUUUUUGAUAAAAAUAAACCAUGCAUUCCAUUUUCCAUUUUUUCCUGAUACUUUUGUCACCCUUUCCAUUUUUAUCCUCCCUCCUCUUUAGACCAUAUCAUCUUUUGAUCAUUUUUUGGACUCUGGUUCAGUAGCUGACAUAAUGAGUGGAAUUCCUUUAAAACCUUUUUUCAUGGCUAUUCCUUAGAGUAAUAGAAAGAAAACCAAAUUUUAAAAUCAUUAGAUGCAUGCUCUUGUACUGUUAGAUGGUCAGAUAUAAGACUCUACUAUAUUGGGCUUUUGCAUGCUUUGGAUAACUAGUUUAAGGUAAUAAACCUAAGCACCACAAAACUUUAUUACUCGGGUAUAUUUCGAACCUUGGUUUAGAGUUUGCACUAAGUAAGAAGCCAAAGGGGUGAAUAUAUAUCUUCUAUUUGUUAUUUGCACACAGACACUCAUCACCAAAUCUCAGUUUUUGCUUUAUAAAAUGAUAAAUUAUUGGGGGUGUCAAGAUAUCUUUGCUCCUUUAGUCAAAUUAAAGGCUGUCAAAUUUAUACUAAGUAACUUCGGAUUUAUUUCAUUUAUAAAUGUAAUAGUCAAAGUGGUGUAUUACACAAUUAUACAGUAACUGGUAGCAAUUGCUUUUAUCUCCAGCUCAAUAUGCUGUAUUUAACAUCAAUUACUUUGUGGUAGUUUAGUUUUGAUUAAUGAAGUUCUGUAUUCAAACACUUUGAGCUAUUAGAUGAAAUACCAAUGUUUCAAAUUGCU
This is a messenger RNA of Rhopilema esculentum, 5267 nucleotides long. RefSeq names its product syntaxin-binding protein 5. Lineage: Eukaryota; Metazoa; Cnidaria; Scyphozoa; Rhizostomeae; Rhizostomatidae. Gene Ontology annotation, molecular function: myosin II binding; syntaxin binding; GTPase activator activity. Gene Ontology annotation, biological process: Golgi to plasma membrane transport; exocytosis. The record is from RefSeq and is a predicted model, not a curated record. Gene Ontology annotation, cellular component: SNARE complex; plasma membrane; cytoplasm.